Molecule: messenger RNA, 1389 nt
Organism: Centruroides sculpturatus (bark scorpion)
Lineage: Eukaryota; Metazoa; Arthropoda; Arachnida; Scorpiones; Buthidae
Product: lysosome-associated membrane glycoprotein 1-like
Exons: 5
Coding region: 114-1028 (304 amino acids)
Cellular component (GO): membrane
Source: RefSeq, a predicted model, not a curated record
CGUUUAUCCGGUAAUAUCAAGCCGCAAUUCUAUUACACAUAUAAGAGAGAGGGUACAAAGUUGUUCUCCUUCUUGCGCAAAUUUAUAAGUUAGAAAAAGUUUAUGUAGGGAAGAUGAAAUUAUAUUCUAGCAAAAUGAAAUCUUAUUUACUAUUUGUUCUUGGAUGUUUAAUAUUUGCUGGACAGAUAACAGAGUUAACUGCAAAUAAUUCUCCAGAUACCACUGUUGCUGUUACUGAAACUAAUUCUUCUAGUACAUCUGAAACACCUGUUACAAUUCCCCCCAGCAGUAACACCACCAACACCACCACCACCACCACUACUACUGCUGCUACUAAUGUAACAACUUCAAGUCCUCCUACCACGGCUCCUCCUACCACGGCACUUCCUCCACCUGUUAAUGAUCCAAGUACAGGCAGCUGGACUGUAUAUGGUGUAAAUGGCACUAAUUGUAUAAAAUUGGAAGCUGCCAUUCAAUUUAGGAUUAAAUAUGAACAAAUCAGUGGGAAUAAUGUUACAGCUAAACUUAAUUUACCAACAAAUGCAACUGUAGAAAAUAAUACCUGUGACAAUGCUCUUAUAAAACUAACAUUUGGACAAAAUAAUACAUUUGAAAUUUUCUUUAAAAAUGAAAGCAAUGAAAUAUCUGCAACAACAUUUACUUUCCAAUAUUUCAUGGAUCCAAGAGAUUUUCCAGAUGCUAAACAACAAUCAGAGAUGGAGUCAGUAUUUGCAACAAACCUGACUGAGUUUAAAGCAUCUGCAGGCAAAUCUUUUCUCUGUAAGAUUGAAACAAAAAUAGAUAUGAAAAAUGUGGAGUUAUCUAUGCAGGAUCUUAGAGUGGAAGCUUUCAGACAGUCAAAAGAAGAUAAAUUUUCUGAAGCAACAGAAUGUGCUGGGGAUGAGAAGAUCAACGACAUUGUUCCCAUUGCUGUUGGAUGUGCCUUGGCAGUCUUGGUAAUUAUAGUGCUAAUUGCUUAUUUGGUGGGACGUCAACGAAGUCGUCAGCAAGGCUACCAGUCAGUCUGAAGUGGACUUUUUGCUGUACAAAGUUUAAUAUAAAGAGGGUGACUGAAGGCAUGCAGUGCUCCUUUAAAGCAGAAUAUUACAGGGUUUACAAACAUAUAUAAUGUUUUAUUAUAGAAAACAAUUAAACUAUUACAUAGUCUGAGGGCAAGUGUCAUUUAGAUAUCCAGUUAUUCCAAAAACUGAAAGAUCUGGUUAUUCAUUUAUUCUAAUUUGCUUCACAUAAUUUUAAUUUAUAUUUAAAUUUGACCAAAAUAUAUUUGAAUUUAAGAAUCUUUUUAAAUUUUUAUUUCAUUUGCCCUUGUAAAUUUUUGUGUAACAACAACAAUAAAAUUUAGUUUUGAGAGUUUUUUACUCAUCUUGA